Molecule: messenger RNA, 3504 nt
Organism: Clunio marinus
Lineage: Eukaryota; Metazoa; Arthropoda; Insecta; Diptera; Chironomidae
Source: the annotation of a GenBank genome assembly
AAAGACGCAAAAAAGUUUGUUUACAUUUUAAAUGAAAAAAAUUGAAAAUAAAAGUUCUGAACAUUUUAAAAUUAAAAACAAAAAUAAAAGUUCAAAUAAGAAACAAAAACUUAAUUAAAGUCAAAUAAUGGAUGGAGGGGACAUUGAAUUGCAAGAAGAUCGAGCGUUAUCGCCUCUAGAUAUGGCUUUAAGAGACCACAACAAUGGUUUAUCUCUACGAAAAGGGUCUGGGAAAUACAACUUAAAUCAUAUGGCCCUAUCUCGCUACAAGAAAAAUCGGGAAACGACAAGAAAAACAAUUUUAACGGAGGAAGAAGAAAGUCGUCGAAAAAGUCGCAAAAACAUGUCGAAAUCAAGAAAAAAUGAAUUUUCACGUGGAAAUAAGAGACGUAAAAACGACGACGAGUAUGAUUUGCAAACAAUACUUGAAGAUGACAAUUCUAAUGACGCAGAAGUUGUUGAACCGAGAGCAGCAGCAAGAAAUGCUGAAAAAAAUGAUGAUGCGGUUGUUGAAGAUGAAUAUGGAGCAAAUGAUUAUAGAAGUCACCUAGAAUUGAAACAAGACUUUUCUUCACGUCCACUUUAUGUUGCACCAAAUGGACACAUUUUUCUUGAAACUUUUUCGCCAGUGUAUAAAAAUGCUCACGACUUUCUAAUUGCAAUUUCUGAGCCAGUUUGUCGUCCUGAACAUAUUCAUGAAUAUAAAUUAACAGCUUACAGUUUAUAUGCAGCAGUAUCCGUAGGUUUACAAACUCACGACAUCGUCGAAUAUCUUCGUCGUCUAUGCAAAACUUCCAUUCCCAAAGGCAUUGAAGAUUUCAUUAAACUUUGCACAUUAUCAUAUGGAAAAGUGAAGUUAGUAUUGAAGCACAACAAAUAUUUCAUUGAAAGCCCACAUCCUGAGAUUCUCCAGAAACUUCUUAAAGAUCCUGUGAUACAACAAUGUCGUUUAAAGCGAUCUGAUGGUGAUGCAACUGAUGGCGAUUUCAUUAAAUCAAAUCAAAAUAUGAAAGGAGUAACUUUUGGCUCAAAAACAGGAAAUGUUACUGAAACACCUGUUGAAGGUGAUCCUGAGAAUCCUGCAACGACAAUAACUCCAGCAGUUCCUGAAGACAUCACAAAGUUCUACGAUAAAAUCGACAAUGAAGAAGAAGAAGACGUCAGUCUGGAAACAGUUUCAUUCGAAGUUGAUCAAGAGAAGAUUGAAACAAUUCAAAAACGUUGCAUUGAAAUUGAUCAUCCGCUUCUCGCUGAAUAUGAUUUUCGUAAUGAUACAAUUAACAAAGACAUUAACAUUGAUUUAAAACCAGCGGCAGUUCUUCGUCCAUAUCAAGAGAAAAGUUUACGAAAAAUGUUUGGAAAUGGAAGAGCUCGUUCUGGAGUUAUUGUGUUGCCAUGUGGUGCUGGAAAAUCUUUAGUUGGUGUCACAGCCUGUUGCACAGUUCGUAAACGAGCUUUAGUUUUGUGCAACAGUGGAGUUUCUGUUGAACAAUGGAAACAACAAUUUAAAAUGUGGUCGACAGCUGAUGAUAGCAUGAUUUGUCGAUUUACAUCGGAAGCAAAAGACAAACCAAUGGGCUGUGGUGUUCUCGUUACAACAUAUUCGAUGAUAACUCACACACAAAAGCGAUCAUGGGAAGCUGAACAAACGAUGAAGUGGCUUCAAGAACAAGAAUGGGGAAUUAUGGUGCUUGAUGAAGUCCACACAAUUCCAGCUAAAAUGUUUCGUCGGGUUUUGACAAUUGUUCAGAGUCAUUGUAAGCUUGGAUUGACUGCAACACUUCUCCGUGAAGAUGACAAAAUUGCUGAUUUAAAUUUCCUUAUUGGACCGAAACUUUAUGAAGCAAAUUGGUUGGAACUACAAAAGAAUGGAUUCAUCGCUCGAGUUCAGUGUGCCGAAGUUUGGUGUCCAAUGACAGCUGAAUUUUAUCGUGAAUAUCUCGUCACAAAAACAUCAAAGAAAAUGCUUUUGUAUGUCAUGAAUCCGAGUAAAUUUCGAAUGUGUCAAUAUUUGAUUCAUUAUCAUGAGCGUCGAGGUGACAAAACAAUUGUGUUUAGUGACAAUGUUUUUGCUUUGAAGCAUUAUGCAAUCAAGAUGAACAAACCAUACAUUUACGGACCAACAUUGCAGAACGAAAGAAUUCAAAUCUUACAAAACUUUAAGUUCAAUCCGAAAGUGAAUACAAUUUUCGUUAGUAAAGUUGCUGACACAAGUUUUGAUUUACCAGAAGCGAAUGUUUUAAUCCAGAUUUCAUCUCAUGGUGGCUCAAGACGUCAAGAAGCACAAAGAUUGGGACGAAUCUUACGAGCGAAGAAAGGAUCGUUUGCUGAAGAAUAUAACGCGUUCUUCUACACGCUCGUGUCACAAGACACAAUGGAAAUGAGUUAUUCACGUAAACGACAACGGUUCUUAGUCAAUCAGGGCUACAGUUACAAAGUGAUAACGCAUUUAGCUGGGAUGGAUGAAGAUCAAAAUCUUUUCUAUAAAUCUCGUGAUGAACAAGGCCAAUUACUUCAACAAGUUCUCGCUGCAUCUGACAUUGAUUGUGAAGAUGAAAGAGUUCCUGGUGAAGGUGGACCGUCAAGACCAGGAACGUCUAAGAAAACUGGUGGUUUCAGUUCACUUUCAGGAGCUGACAAUGAAGUUUAUUAUGAGUAUAAAAAGAAAAGUUCAGUUGUUGAAGAUGAAUAUGGAGCAAAUGAUUAUAGAAGUCACCUAGAAUUGAAACAAGACUUUUCUUCACGUCCACUUUAUGUUGCACCAAAUGGACACAUUUUUCUUGAAACUUUUUCGCCAGUGUAUAAAAAUGCUCACGACUUUCUAAUUGCAAUUUCUGAGCCAGUUUGUCGUCCUGAACAUAUUCAUGAAUAUAAAUUAACAGCUUACAGUUUAUAUGCAGCAGUAUCCGUAGGUUUACAAACUCACGACAUAGUCGAAUAUCUUCGUCGUCUAUGCAAAACUUCCAUUCCCAAAGGCAUUGAAGAUUUCAUUAAACUUUGCACAUUAUCAUAUGGAAAAGUGAAGUUAGUAUUGAAGCACAACAAAUAUUUCAUUGAAAGCCCACAUCCUGAGAUUCUCCAGAAACUUCUUAAAGAUCCUGUGAUACAACAAUGUCGUUUAAAGCGAUCUGAUGGUGAUGCAACUGAUGGCGAUUUCAUUAAAUCAAAUCAAAAUAUGAAAGGAGUAACUUUUGGCUCAAAAACAGGAAAUGUUACUGAAACACCUGUUGAAGGUGAUCCUGAGAAUCCUGCAACGACAAUAAUUCCAGCAGUUCCUGAAGACAUCACAAAGUUCUACGAUAAAAUCGACAAUGAAGAAGAAGAAGACGUCAGUCUGGAAGCAUUAUGCAAUCAAGAUGAACAAACCAUACAUUCACUUUCAGGAGCUGACAAUGAAGUUUAUUAUGAGUAUAAAAAGAAAAGUUCAGUUCAACAUCCUUUGUUUAAACGUUUCCGAAGUUAAAUGUUGAAUAAAAUUUACAUUUUUCGCUUUUAUAUUUUAAA